Messenger RNA from Talaromyces proteolyticus, 1335 nucleotides. RefSeq names its product Peroxin 13, N-terminal region-domain-containing protein. The record is from RefSeq and is a predicted model, not a curated record. Gene Ontology annotation, molecular function: protein binding. The transcript has 3 exons. Gene Ontology annotation, cellular component: peroxisomal importomer complex; peroxisomal membrane; peroxisome. The coding region runs from base 1 to 1335 and encodes 444 amino acids. Lineage: Eukaryota; Fungi; Ascomycota; Eurotiomycetes; Eurotiales; Trichocomaceae. Gene Ontology annotation, biological process: protein import into peroxisome matrix, docking.
AUGGCGUCCGUAUCGCCACCCAAGCCCUGGGAGAGGGCUGCCGCUGGGGCAGCUGCUGCCUCGUCAAUUGUGUCUCCCCCGGGUGCGUCACCGAGCGCUGCUCCAGUAACGUCUACGCCAACUGCCACCACUACCUCGGCAUCAACUACCCCCGACCUCCCAUCACGACCCAACGGUUUGAAUGCCGUCGUCAAUAGGACGGCGACGAAUUACUCUGCCUACGGCGCGAAUCGGCUUGGAACAAGUCCUUAUAGUACAUAUGGUGGGUACGGGGGCUAUUCUUCGCCGUAUUCGCGGCUGGGCGGCGGGAUGUAUGGGGGUUAUGGCGGGUAUGGAGGGAUGUAUGGUGGCAUGGGCGGUAUGGGUGGCAUGGGCGGCAUGUAUCCUGGCAUGCCAGGUGAUCCGAACGAUCCAAAUAGCUUGACGAACUCGUUUAGUCAAGGAACUGCCGCCACAUUUCAGAUGAUUGAGAGCAUUGUCGGUGCUUUUGGAGGCUUUGCACAGAUGCUUGAGAGUACAUAUAUGGCGACACAUAGCUCUUUUUUUGCCAUGGUCUCCGUUGCGGAGCAAUUCGGCAACUUACGAAAUACACUGGGCUCGGUUUUGGGCAUCUACACAUUAAUUCGAUGGUUCAAGACAUUAAUUGCAAAACUCACUGGCCGCCCACUUCCAGCUGAUGCCACUUCAUUGACCCCGUCGGCCUUUUCGGCUUUCUUGCAUGGCCGCUCUGCACCAGCGACGCUUCCUGAUGGCAGCCCGGCUCCUCCUCGCCCGUCCAAAAAACCAUUCAUCAUGUUCAUCCUCGCCGUAUUUGGCCUGCCCUAUUUGAUGAGCAAAUUAAUACGUACUCUAGCUCGAUCUCAAGAAGAGGAAGCCCGUCGACACCAACAGUUAGUUGGCCCUAAUGGGGAGCUUCAGGCCGCUCUUGAUCCAUCCAAGCUGGAUUUCUGCCGCGUCCUUUAUGACUAUACUCCCGAUGCUCAGACCACAGCCGGGGUCGACCUUGCUGUGAAGAAGGGCGAUAUCGUCGCAGUCCUCGGUAAAUCAGACCCUAUGGGCAACCCGUCCGAAUGGUGGCGAUGCCGUGCUCGUGAUGGCGGUGUUGGCUAUCUCCCUAGCCCGUACCUAGAAACCAUUCAACGACGACCAGCACAGGCUGCUAUCACCGCUGGACCAAGCACAAGCAGCGCGCCUGGCAGCCGGACAGCCACGAUGACCAAGCUAGACGACGGCCAGCGUUCGCAAAGCAUGUCAUCUGUCAGCAAGCCGGCUCUGAGUGGGAAGAUGGGGGAUAUCACGCCUCAAAGUUUCCAGAAAAGCGCAUUUCAAUCAUGA